Molecule: messenger RNA, 19684 nt
Organism: Drosophila pseudoobscura
Lineage: Eukaryota; Metazoa; Arthropoda; Insecta; Diptera; Drosophilidae
Gene: kis
Product: chromodomain helicase DNA binding protein kismet
Exons: 18
Coding region: 590-18157 (5855 amino acids)
Biological process (GO): chromatin remodeling; regulation of gene expression
Cellular component (GO): chromatin; nucleus
Molecular function (GO): ATP binding; ATP-dependent chromatin remodeler activity; histone binding
Source: RefSeq, a predicted model, not a curated record
ACGAUAUAUUUUAUCGAUAUGGGUCACACUGAACAAAACAAAAUGGAGGUUCGUGUGGUGCGUUGUCCGACAUAGUGCUGCUAGAAUUUUGCAUUAAACGCUGUGAGCAAAUGUGUUUCACUGCGAAUAUGUCAAAGGUCGGCCAUGAAGUGCGCGAAACAAGAAAAUCAAAUGACUUUAAUAAUACUAUAUGAAAGCAACAUCAAGACGUUAAAUUGCACAUCAGUUGUAAUUAAGUUUAGUAGUUAGAAACAAAAGAAAUCUAUAAACGAAUAUAAUAUACAUAUAAAUAGUGAAAGAAAGUGCGACAGAGGAGGCCCCAACAACAAUAACAAAACAAACAAAAAAAUUAUAUAUAUAUAUUCAGGGGUCCCCGGCAACCCCCCCGAAAACGGAACUUGAACUCGAGCUCGAAACCGAAUUCCAGUUCCAGUUGCAGUUCCCCGAUUUCCACCUUUUGACAACGGCCACGCGCAGAGAGCAGCAUCAAAAUUAAGCCAAUAGACGACCAAACCUAGAAAAAACGCAGCGUCGCGUCUCCAUCGACGCGUAACGGACAUUUCUGUGUGCGCUGCGUUUAAAAAAUCUGAUGGAUGGAAAUGCACAAAAUAUGUUUCACGGAAAUCAUCAAGGAGAUCCCUAUUACCGUUACGAUGCGGCCGCCGCCGCAGCAGCCGCCGCAGCGGCAAAUCCUCGGGCAAUGGGCCCACCGGGAGGUUAUCCGCCGCGCCACAGAGCUCCACAUCCGCUUCAGCAGCAGCCACAAUAUCCAUCGUACCAGCCAACGGCGGAGAAUCUGUACGGGCUGGGGGCCGCCGACCAGCAUGCGGCGAGCAUGGGCGUUGGAGUCGGAAUGGGUGAUCUAAGUGGAUGGGGAGCAGCCCCCUCGGUACCGGGACAGGCGGCAGCGUAUCCAGGAGCCGGCCUGGGGGCAUAUGGACAUCCGCAGGCAGCUCCACCGGCGCAGCAGCAGCGUCAGAGCAAUGCCAGCGCCUACCGCCAACAUAUGCCCGCGUACGGACAGCAGGAGCAGCAGAAACUGGCUCCGUACGGAGCCCAGCAGAGCAUGAUGACGGGCUACGGGAGUCUGGCGCCCCAGCAGCAACAGCAACAACAGCAACCGCCCACGCCACAGCAGCAACAGCAGCAGCAGCAACAACAGCAGCAGCAGCAGAGCCAGCAGCAGGCUCGACUGCCGCAGCACUAUCCGCAGGUCCCUGGUCAGCAUCCGCUCUAUCCCGGCGUGGGAGUGGGCGUGAGUGGCGCACCAACUAGUGCCCUUCAAGCGGGACAACCGGCCGCACCGCAGGCCUACGCCCACAGUCCAUACGGCAGUCCGAUGCAGCAUCAGCCGGGACGGGGUGCUCCACAGCAUGUGGGCUACGGACAUGCGGGACUCGAUCAGGCCUCGGCCUAUGGCCAGCAUGUGCCGAGCGCAGCGCCACCGGGCCACCAUUUGACCGCGCAGCAGCAGCAGGCAGCGCAACAAUUGGGGGCCCACCAGCAGCAGCAGCUCCAAUCGCAGCAGCAGCAGGCGCAACAACAGCAGCAGCCGAAUCAUGUGGGUCUGAUGCAGCAGCAGCAACAGAUCCCAGGAGCCGGUCUGCCGCCGCCACACAUGGGAAUGCCGCCCAGCUAUGGGAGUCACCACCAGCAGCAGCAGCAACAGGUGAACCCCCAGCAGCAACAACAGCAGCAGCAGGCUGCGCCUCCGUACAUGUCUUCGAGCAAGCAUCAGCAGGCGGCGGCACAGCUCAACUCCUCGCCUCAGUAUAGGGCGCCGUUCCCGCAACUCUCGCCACAGAUGUCGCCGCGUCCGCCCACCAUGUCACCGCAUCCACAGAUGUCGCCGCGACCCGUGGGCGUGUCGCCAGCGAAGCCACCGCCACAGAGCAGUCAGGGACAACAGCAGCAGCAACAGGUGAACGCCCAGCAGCAGCAGGUGAACACACAGCCCAGCCAGCACAGCAUACAGGGAAUGGUCGGUCUGCCAUCGCCCAGGCCGCAGCCACCGGUCGGUGGGAGCACGGGAGCCAGUUCCAAGGUGCCGCCCAGCGUGGGCGUAGGAGUGGGCGUGCCGCCCAGUGUCGGAGUGGUCCCUGCACCAGUGAACACUCUCCAGGCACUCGAACAAAUGGUGAUGCCCACCCAGGCGCAUGGCCUGCCACCGAUGGACUACCCUUCGGCGUACAGGAGUGCCGUUGUGGGUCCCAGGAUGCCGGCUUCGCCGUCACCACAGCAGCAGCAGCAUCACCAGCAAUGGGGUGGCCCCCAGCAUAUGGCGGCCAUGCAGCAGCAGCAGCAACAGCAGGUACAACAGCAGCAGCAGCAGCAACAGCAGGCCCCACCACCCGCUGCGCAGCAGCAACAGCAGCAGGCGGCUGCGGCGGCGGCAAUGUUGCAGGCAGCCCAGCAGCAGCAUCACCAGCAACAAUUGAGCAUGUAUGGUCAGGCAAUGGGCCAGCAGCAGCAGCAACCACAGCCAACGCAGCAGCAACAAGUGGUUGUGCCACCAGUGGCGGCACAGCCGCAACCGCCAGUGGCAACAACACAACAACAGCAGCAACAACAAGUGCAGCAGCAGCACCAACAGCAGCAGCAGCAACAACAACAGCAGCAGCAACAACAACAACAGCAGCAGCAACAGCAAUCGCUCAAUGACCAACUGCAGCAUUCCAUCAACGAUAUAGUGGGAGGAGGCGGUGGCAGCUCUGGAGGAAGCAGCAGCAGCAACCAACAGCAGCAACAGCCCCAAAUCUCGGCCAUGUCCUCGCCUUUGCACCAGCAAAGCCUACCCAGUAUGCAUCAUUUGAUGCAACAGCCGAAUAUGGAGGCAGCUGCAGCAGGACCUCCGCAACCAACAUUGACAUCGCCGCAUCACCAGUUGCAACAUCAAUCGCCCAUACACCAACAGUCGCCACAUCACCAACAGCAGCAGCAACAGCAUCUGCCGACUUACGGUCAAUCGCAGGUGCAGGUACAGGCGCAGGCGCAGCAGCAACAGCAACAGUUUGAUCCGUUUGCCAAUAUAUUGGGUGAUGCCAGUAGUCAGGCGGCGGCAUCGACCUCGGUAGUACAGCCACAGGCGCAGGCACAGGCACAGGCUCAGGCACAGCAGCAGAUAAUGUCGCCGGCACAUGUGAGCUCCCCAAUACCACAACAGAUGCAACAGCACCAGCAACAAACACCACAACAGCAACAGCAGACGCCCCAGCAAGUACAAGUCCAACACCAGCAGGCACCCACGACACCAUCUCAUCAUUUGAGCAGCAUACUGAAUGAGACUGCAAACUCGAAUGAUUCCUCAACGUUGGCCGUGGCCGCGAACGACAGCAACAACAGCAGCAGCAACAGCAGCACCAACAGCAUCGUGAACAAUCAGCCAACGUCCGUGCACGACAGCAAUUCGCAGAGCAGCAUUAACAGCAACAACCAGCAGCAGCUCCUAAUGGACAGAGAUACGAACUCACAUGGCGCGACUUCAGAGCACUCUACACAGCAUGCCGUGGGUGGUGUGGAUGUGGGGGGCCUGUUCGAUCAGAAUUCCAUGUCCUCGUCGAGUGCGGCUGUGGCUGUGGUGGCCUCGAAUGCUGCCUCUGCAGCGGCUGCCCUGCUGGACAGCAAUUCGCAGUCAUCAAACACGGAAUUCGAGAAGAAUCAAAGCGAAAGCGAGGGGGGACUGAGUGGCAGCACAGGCACAGGUGCCGCCUCCGUAACUGAAACGGAACUGCCACAAGAUGAGACGAGCAUGUCCAAGACGCAGGAUAUAGCUUCCAUGGGAGCAGCAUCCACAGAGCUACUGCCAGUGGUGGGGCAAGAUGAUCUCCUGGACAAGACCACAGAGGAGCUCGAACAGACAACAUUGAGCCAGCCCUUGGGAGGAGAUCUCUCGACCUCCCUCUCAGAGGACCCGAAAUCCGGAGAGGAAAUGUCCGAAGAGAAAUCUCAGCCGGCAACAGCUAUGUCCACGGAUAGCGCUACCCCAGCACUGACGGGACCGGCACCCCCGCCAGCCAUUCCUCCGAUGGGUAUGCCAUUGCAUCCUUUGGCUCCGGGCUAUGAUCCAGCGGCUGCGCAGGUUAUGCCCCCAAUGCUGCCACCAUAUGCAGCAGGAGCGGGCAUGUAUCCUCCCUAUCCGAUGCUGCAUCAACAGGAGAUCGCGGCACUGCAACAGCAGAUCCAGGAACUCUAUUGCAUGCCCCCCGGCCACGAGCCGAACCAUCAGGAAAAGCUGAUGCGCCUGCAGGAGCGCUUGAAUCUCCUCCAGCAGCACGAGAUGGCAGAACAGUGUGCGGGUGGGCCACAGUGUGUGCUCUUCCAGAGCAUGCCACCCUACAUGGGAGGAUCAAAUCCUUUGCUCAAUCAGCAGAUGGUCGAGUCUCCCCAAGUGUCAUCGACCACGGGCAGGGGUCGCAAGGGUGCGAAUAAACCAAGGAAACCGCGGGCCAAAAAGGGCGAGAAAGCGGGACAGGCGGGCAGCCAGCAGGAUCUGAUGGAUAUCAGCGGGAAUGUUGUGGUGGCGGCAGCCAACGCUGCCAUUCCCACCACACAGCUGCCAGUGUCCGAGGACUGUGUGACCCAGGGAGCGGGUGACACGAGUGUCGUGGGGAUGGUCGAGUACAGCGAGGGCAUGGGCGAUCUGUCGCAGGACGUGCACUCGGCCAACGAGCUGGACACCUCCACCGAUGGCAGCGGCAAAAAGAAGAAGCCGCGCAAGCCUCGCACCCCCAAGGACCCGAACAAGCCGCCACGCGACAGGACGGCCAAGGUGAAGAAAACCCGUGAUCCCAUGGACCCCAAUUCCACAGACUCCCCAGGCCCCGGACGCAAACGUGGAAGUGUCGGGAAGCGCCGCAAGCAGUACGGCGAGGAGGGCAUCGAACCGCCAGGAGACGGCAGCGAAGUGGAGGAUAACAAACCGCUGGUCCCCAAGUCUGGAUCUGGCGACGCCGAUGGCGAAGCGGAACCCACGUCCGGAGGCGGAGUUGGGACAGGAGUCGAUGGCGAAUCGCCCGACUAUGAUGACAUUCCCGUGUCGAAGAUCCCACGCAGCGCAAACGAAGACGAAAAGGAUCCUGAGGCGGGAGACGAGACUGUGGAUUCGGUGCCAGAUUCCGCAGGAGAUGCUGCCUCCACGCCCAGUCGCAGGGAUCGCAAGCGAUCCACCGCGAGGAGUCGUCGCAAUGCAAACUCCGAGGAUGGAGGCAGUGCACGACGCAAUCGCGGCUCCCUCUCGGCCAAGGCCCUCAAGAAGCGUAGGAAUCGCGGAAGGAUUGUUCCCGAAUCCGAUGGCGAAGACGAUACCAUGGAUCGCACGCCCCCGCCAUCGCCACCGCCCGACUCGGAGCUGGACUCGAACAAACGCCGCUCUUCGAGGAACACACAACGAAAGAAGUACGUCGAUGAUGUGAUGCUACGCUUCUCCGAUGACGAGAACUCUCUGCUGGUGGCGUCGCCCGUCAAAAAGGACAAGAAAUCAUCGGCCGCGGCAAAUGCCGCCAACUCGAAUGCCGGUAGCGAUGUGGAGAAGGCAGAGCCGCAAUCUGGCGCCGAGGGUGAGGCCGGCAACUCUGCGGGCGAGGGCGAGAAGCCUUCCCUGGCGAUGGACGAGAGCAGCCAACUGGAGGCCAGUUCCAGCACCUCGGCAGCAGCCGCCGCUGCAGCGGAGAAGGAGCGUCAGAGCUCGGGCGAAUCGGCAUCCGCUGCCAUGUCCUCGAAGCCCAAUUACGUGUACAUCAACACGGGAGAUGAGGAUAGCAUGGUGGUGCAAUUGGUGCUGGCCAUGCGCAUGGGCAAACGUGAGCUAAUCCCAGAGGUGCCCAAAGAGAAGACGCCAGAGCCAAAAGUGGAGGACAAAGCGGCAGACAGUGAAGAUUCUAAAGAAAAGGAUAAAGAAACUGAAGAUAAACCCAAAACAGAGGUAGAAACCGAAGCAGAAUCAAAGGAUGCGGAAAGCAAACUUGAGGAAAAGAAACCAAAACCCGAAACGGAGUCCUCUGAAAUGGAAGUCGACGACACCAAAGAGGAACCUCUAGAAAAAGAAGAAACAGAGAAAUCCGAAGAAGAAUCCUCGGAGAAAUCCGAUGAAGAGAAAAUGGAAGUUGAUGAAACGACUGAAACGACAGCUGUCAAAUCACCAGAGGAAACAAAAUCCGAGGCAGAAGAUGAAGAAGCCGCCAAGACUGAUGAAGAAGAGGCCGCCACUGUGGCUCCCGAGGAAGAGGAGAAGGAAUCGGAGACGGAGAAUGAGGAUGAGGCCAAGGAAUCGGAGACCUCGGACAAAAUGGAUGUGGAAGAAAAUGCAGGUGACUCGCCAAAGUCCCCAAAGCCAGCAGCAGCCGCAACAGAAGAGGAAACUGUGGACGCCAAGACAAGCGUCAAGAGUCCUUCCUCCCCAAAGCCAGAGGGAACAGAAGAAACAAAGGCUGCCCCGGAGAAGGAAAGCGCAGAAAAGGAAUCCGCCGCCGCCCCCAAAGAGGGUGAGGAUACCGAAAAGAAAGAAUCGACCAAUGAAGAUGGGGAUACGAAGGACAAGGAGAACAAACCCGAACCCGUUUACAUUGAUGUUGAGGAAUAUUUUGUGAAAUAUCGCAAUUUCAGUUACCUCCACUGCGAGUGGCGCACCGAGGAGGAGCUCCUCAAGGGCGAUCGCCGUGUGGCCGCCAAGAUACGUCGCUUCCAACAGAAACAGUCACAGCAGGUGAACAUCUUCGAGAACAUCGAAGAGGAGCCCUUCAAUCAGGACUUCACCGAAGUCGAUCGCGUACUCGACAUGUCCGUGCAUACGGACGAGAACAGUGGCGAAACCACAAAGCAUUAUCUCGUCAAGUGGAAGUCCCUGCCCUACGAGGACUGCACCUGGGAGCUCGAGGAAGACGUAGACAAUGACAAAAUCGAGCAGUAUCUGCGUUUCAAUAAGACCCCAUUACGUUGCGAGUGGAAGAGCCGCAAGCGUCCGCCUCCAGAGCAGUGGAAGAAGCUGGAGAAGACGCCCAUCUACAAGGGGGGCAACAGUCUGCGUCCCUACCAGCUGGAGGGUCUCAAUUGGUUAAAGUUCUCCUGGUUCAACACCCACAACUGCAUACUGGCCGAUGAAAUGGGUCUCGGCAAGACCAUACAGAGCUUGACCUUUGUCCAUUCGGUUUAUGAGUUUGGAAUAAGAGGACCUUUUCUGGUCAUAGCCCCCCUUUCGACGAUACCCAAUUGGCAGCGAGAGUUUGAGGGCUGGACGGACAUGAACAUUGUGGUGUAUCACGGUUCGGUGACCAGCAAACAGAUGAUACAGGACUACGAGUUCUACUACAAAACAGACAGCGGAAAGGUGCUGAAGGAACCCAUUAAGUUUAAUGUACUUAUAACCACCUUUGAGAUGAUUGUCACAGACUAUAUGGACCUCAAGCAGUUCAAUUGGCGUCUGUGUGUGAUUGAUGAGGCGCAUCGAUUGAAGAAUCGCAAUUGUAAACUCCUCGAGGGAUUGCGACAGCUGAAUCUCGAGCAUAGGGUCCUACUGUCCGGCACGCCACUCCAGAACAACAUUAGCGAAUUGUUUUCUCUGUUGAAUUUCCUAGAACCCGCGCAGUUCUCCUCUCAGGAGGAGUUCAUGACGGAAUUCGGAAACCUCCGAAAUGAGGAGGAGGUGAACAAACUGCAGGCACUGCUGAAACCCAUGAUGUUGCGGCGUCUCAAAGAUGACGUGGAGAAAUCACUGGCGCCCAAAGAAGAGACCAUCAUCGAGGUGGAGCUCACGAAUAUCCAGAAGAAGUACUAUCGCGGCAUACUCGAACAGAACUUUAGUUUCCUGAAGAAGGGCACUACAUCGGCCAAUAUACCCAAUCUGAUGAACACCAUGAUGGAGCUGCGCAAGUGCUGCAUCCAUCCGUAUCUGCUCAAUGGAGCCGAGGAGCAGAUUCAGUACGAUUUCAAGUCGCAACAUGGCGAAGAUCCCGAAUCCUAUUACAAGAAUUUGAUUCUCUCGGCGGGAAAAAUGGUGUUGAUUGACAAACUCCUGCCCAAACUGAAGGCCAAUGGCCAUCGUGUGCUGAUCUUCAGUCAGAUGGUCCGCUGCUUGGACAUUCUAGAGGAUUAUCUUGUCUACCGGAAGUAUCCCUUUGAGCGGAUCGAUGGACGCAUUCGCGGCAAUCUCCGACAGGAGGCCAUCGAUCGCUACUCGAAGCCCGGCUCCGAUCGCUUUGUCUUUCUGCUCUGCACGAAGGCGGGCGGAUUGGGUAUCAAUCUGACGGCGGCCGAUACGGUGAUCAUCUACGAUUCGGACUGGAAUCCCCAGAAUGAUCUGCAGGCCCAGGCCCGAUGCCAUCGUAUCGGGCAGCGCAAAAUGGUGAAGAUCUAUCGACUGCUCUGCAGGAACACCUACGAGCGGGAGAUGUUCGACAAGGCCUCGAUGAAGCUCGGACUCGACAAGGCCGUCCUCCAGUCGAUGAACACCCAGGGCUCCAAGGAUGGCAACAACAAGCAGUUGUCCAAGAAGGAGAUCGAAGAUCUCCUCAAAAAAGGUGCCUAUGGGGCCGUCAUGGACGACGACAAUGCAGGGGAUAAGUUCUGUGAGGAGGAUAUCGAUUCGAUCCUAAAGCGACGCACUCAGGUCAUUACCAUGGAAUCGGAGAAGGGUUCCACCUUCUCGAAGGCCUCCUUUGCCGCCUCCGGCAAUCGAUCGGACAUCACCAUCGAUGAUCCCGACUUUUGGACCAAAUGGGCCAAGAAAGUGGACAUAGACCCCGAUGCCUGCGAACGCGAUGAAACCGAAGAUCUGGUACUCUCUGAGCCGCGACGACGCACUCAGAUCAAACGCUAUGGUCAUGAGGAUGUAAUGGAACUCAAUUCCGAGGAUUCGUCGAAUGAAAACAGCGAUGAAGAGGGAGGAAUAGGUCUACGUUCGCGACGCCGCAAGGAGAAGCGCGAUCGCGGCAGGGACAAAAGAGAGAAGGGCCAUGAGGAGUACCUACCACGUGAGCGUGAUGCCUUGGCCGCCUUGGGUUUGGAGGAGAUUCAGUAUGGAAAUUGGGCCAAAUCCGAAUGCUUCAAGGUGGAAAAGGGUCUGCUUUCCUUUGGUUGGGGCCGCUGGUCAGAACUUUUGGAAUUGGGACAAUUCAAGCGCGGCUGGCGCGAUAUUGAUGUUGAGGAUUGUGCCCGCAUAAUCCUCCUCUACUGCCUGCAGGUGUACAAGGGGGACGAGAAGAUCAAGACAUUCAUCUGGGAUCUCAUUACGCCUACGGAGGAUGGAGAGGUGCAGAAAAUCAGCAGGGAUCAUAGUGGCCUACACAAUUUGGUGCCACGAGGACGCAAUGGUGGAAAGUCAAAUAAGGAGUCGACUGGCAGCUCAACCCCGGCACCGGGCACUGCCUCGGGGAGCAACAGUGGCAACACGACCCCCGCCCACAAGUCGAGUGCUCUGGAUGGAAGUGGAGACAAGGAUGGACUCGGCGGUGGAGGAGUCAGUGCCAGCGCCGUGGCCGCAGCGGUUGCCACUCCCAUGAGCAUCCAUGAUCCGAAUCACUGGAGCAAGAAGGAGAAGUACGAUGCGGAUGCCUACCUCGAGGGCGCCUAUAAGAAGCAUUUGGGCAGACACGCCAAUAAGGUUCUGCUGCGCGUACGAAUGCUCUACUAUAUACAGCACGAGGUGAUUGGUGAAUUCGUUCAACAGAUCAAGGAUAACACUCCGAUCAGCGAGCUCCCCAUUCGCCCGCCGCCAACGCCAGAUCAAGUGCCAUCCUCAUGGUGGAAUCCCAUUUGUUGUGAUAAGAGUCUAUUGGUCGGAACCUACAAGCAUGGCUGUGAAAUGUAUCGUCAAAUGCGCGCCGAUCCCAAUCUGUGCUUUGUCACCCAUGUGGGCGCCGGUGCCGGUGACGACUUGGCCGUCACGAAUUUGCCGAUAAUCGAAGACGAUGCAAAUUCUAAGCACGAUGACGGCGACGAGGUGGACGAUGAUGGGACAACAACGACCAAAGAUUCGGACUCCACAAAGUUGACCGGUGGCGACAACAAGGACUCGCUCGAUCCGGAGCGUCCCAGUUCGUCGGGUAAGACCAUCAGCAGCACAAGCAGCAGCGGCGAUGGAAACGGCACCGAAGCGGCCACCAAAGCUAAAGCUAAAGCGAAUGCUAAUGCUAAUGCCAGCAGCGACCUGGAAUCGUCGUCGUCUGCCCCGACUGAGGGCAAUGGCAGCGCCGUCGAGGCGACCGCCGAUCAGCAGCCAGCUGAAGCACUCCCAGAAUCGGCAGACCAAGAUCAAGAAACGAAAAGCACAAAAGACAAAGCUAAGAGCGAGGUGCCAUCUGGUGAGGCAGUCGGAGCUUCCAGCUCCACCCCGGGCGGCACCAAAUCCUCAUCCUCCUCAACGCCUGAGGCUGACUCCAGCUCGGUUGAGGCAGGAGGAGAUGCUGCCGCGAGUGGGGUCGAAGCGAUGACUGUCGACUCUGGAGAGGUAACCAGCGCAUUGGACACUGAAAUGGAAACUAAGACAAAGAAAAACCAAAAGAAAAACAAUGGCGAGGAGGCUUCUACGACAGCUGCUGCUGGAGGCGCCGCCGAGGAUGCCGCUGCCAUUGCUCUGGCCGAUGCUGCCGGCUCACCCGAAUCAUGCACUAACGCUACCACAAAUAUCACCACCACCACCACUACUACUACUACUACUUCCAUAACCAAUCCAUCAUCCAACACCACCACCACAACCACAACCAACUCGGCGUCUGCAGCGGCGACGGCCAACAAUUCAAACACCGAAAAUGCUAACUCCAACUCAAAUUUAGGCCUGGACGAGGAGGAGAGUGUCGCCGGUAGUUAUCCACCGACAGUGGCCGCUGUCGAGGAUGCCACAACUAUGUGGCCAUCGAUGCAGGAUCUGAACACGCGCCUCCGACGCGUCAUUACCGCUUACCAGCGCAACUACAAGAAGGAAGAGCUCAAGCAGCAGCAGAAGGCCAAGCUACAGGCAUUGGUCUCGUCAACGCCACCGCUAUCGGUUCCCACAACGCCCACCCUUCAGUCCAUGCAAAUGCAAAUGCAGGGCGGUAGUGGCAACGCCGGCUCCUCCGUCGGUGGCUCCAAUUCGAGUGGCAUCGGCAGUGGGUCGAACAGCCAGCUGCAACAGCAGCUCGAUCCGAAUGGACGCAGUCUGCAGGCACUGAUGCAAUCGCAGGGCCCCAGCACAUCGGCAGCAGCGGCCGCUGCAGCAGCCGCAGCCGCUGGCGGCUCAGCGGGCGGAUCGGGGCCGACGGGCAGCGGCCAUGGAAUGGGACAGCAGGGCAGCGGAUCGACGGUGCCGGCGAUGCCCACCGCCGCCGAUAUCAGCCUAAUGUUGAGCAUCCUCAACACCACCGAUGUCAGCCAGUUGGCCAAUUUGGAUAUCAAUAAGCUGGCCAUGUACCUCGUCAGCAUGAACAAUAAAAUGGAACGCCAGGGCAAGAUGGAGAUGGCGGCCAAGGAGCGCGAGGCCCAGCGAUUACAGCUCAUUCCCAAGAAAUGGAAUCGCCGCGAGGAGUACGAGUUCCUGCGCGUUCUCACCGGCUACGGUGUGGAUUUGCAUUUGAGCACACCCAUGGGAGGCAGUGGAAGCAGCCUCAGUCCCGAUUGGACAAAAUUCAAACAGAUGGCCCAUCUGGAGCGCAAGAGCGACGAAACGCUGACGGACUACUACAAGGUCUUUGUGGCCAUGUGCAAGCGCCAGGCGGGGCUCAAGCUGAGCGAAUCGGAGCGCGGACUAGAGGGCAUCAUUGAGGAGAUCGAGAAGGAGCAUGCCAAGCUCAUACUGGACCGACUGGAGCUGCUCGGGAAGCUGCGCGAAGUGUCGCGUCAUCCGCAUCUGGAGGAGCGCCUCAAGAUGUGCGCCAUGAAUGCGGACACCCCCGACUGGUGGGAGCCGGGCCGCCACGACAAGGAACUGAUUGCAGCAGUGCUCAAGCACGGACUGUAUCGCUCGGAGACGUUCAUCUUCAAUGAUCCCAACUUUAGCUUUUGCGAGUCGGAGAAGCGUUUCAUCCGGGAGUUGGAGGCACAGAUUCAGCGCACCAUUAAGCUGGAGGCCUUCAAUGCGGAGAAGCUGGCCGCGGCAGAGAAGGCAGCAGCGGCGGUGGCAGCAGCAGCAACCGCUGCAGCGGCAGCAGCAGCAGCAGCGACUGCUGUUAAGAACGAGGUGAUCGACUUGGACGAUGAACUGAUGACCGAUGAGAGUGUAAUCAAAAAGGAGGCAACUCCCGCCACUACGCCCGUCAAAGAUGAGGUCAAGGCGGAGGAGGAGAGCCCCGAGAAGAAGAAGGAAACACCUGAAUCCCCAACGGAAGCCUCCGCCAAGAAGAGCGAGGAGGCAGAGACAGCGUCUGUUGCAGAGGAAACAGAGGAAGAUACGUCCAAAAUCAAGGAUGAAGAUACAGAUACAGUCAAGGCAGAGUCCUCUCCAGAGAAGGAAGUCAUCUCCGCAGACGCAGAGGAAAAGUCCAGCGAAGCUGAGAAGGAUACAUCUGCUGCAGAAGUCACAGACGAGUCGAAAUCCAGCGAAGACCUAGCGAAAAUGGAAGUGGAUGAGCCGAUAGCCGAAAAUGGAGAGGAUAAAGAAGAGACGACAUUACCAGAAGUCGAGGCAGAGGAUGCAUCCAUAGAGUCCACAUCUGCGGAGGAGAAGGAGAAGAAAUCUAAAGCCAGCGAAGAGGCCAAGGAAAAACCCGAAUCCGUUGAAGAGGAAAUGGAAACGAAAACAUCCAAAAUGGAGACUGAAGAUGUGGCUGCCACAGAGGAGAAGGCGAAAUCUCCUGCCGUGGAAUCAUCCCCAGAGAAGGAGCUCUCCACCGAAAAGGAAGAAGAAACCUCUGCUGAAGAGCCAACAGAAGACAAAACCGAUAACAAAGACAAGGAAAAUGAAAAUGAGGAGAAGAAGGAGAAGGAGACGCCUGCCGAAGAGACGGAAGCUUCAGCGGAGAAAACCCCAACACCGGAUGUGGCAGAGGCAGAAAAUACUAACCAAGUCACGCCCAAAAAGGCGACAGAGAAGCCAGCAAGUGAGGAGGAAAUCUUGGAUCUGGUAGCCGCCGGCCCACCCACCGAUCCCGACGACGAUGAGGUGAUGAAGGAGAAGGAGAAGGCCGUCGAAGAGGAGUGCAAGAAGCAGGCCGCCGAACUGAAGGCCCGCUUCCCCGAUCUCGAGGUCAUCCAGCCCGCCACCGUCAAGCAGCAGAAGCUCGAGAAACCGAAGCUGGAGAUGUGCAUGAUUCGCUGGUUCAAGGAUUUCGCACUGGAGCGCCGCAUCGCCCACAUUGUCACGUGUGUGGAGGCCAACAAGUGGCCGGUGGACAGCAAGUACAGUGCCUUCGCCAGCUGCAAGGGUGCCACCGAUCUGAACAUCGCCCUGCACGAGUCGAUACCCCAUCUGAUGAACAGCGUAGAGCGGCGACGCUCGACCACACCCGAUGUCAUCACCAUCACGACGGAUCAGGGCGUCACGAAGCAUCUGCAGGCAUCGCAAAUGCAGCUGUCAAAUGUGGCUGCCAGCAGCAGCAUCAGCAGCUCCACCGGGGGGGGACAACCCUCUUCGGGGAUUGGAUCAUCCCUGAAGCAGUCGACGGCGCAUACGCACACGCCCACGCUGCCCGGUCUCGAUGCCAAUAGCAUCAAUGCGGCAGUGGCUGCCGCUGUGGCCGCCGCAGCGUCUGGUGGGAAUCCCACGUCGCUGUCAUCCCUGCUGCCAGGCAUGUCCCUGAGCGCAGCCACCGGCUCCUCAGGAGGCUCCAGCAGUGUCGGCGUCGGUGGCGGCUUAAAUGUCCCCAGUGGCAUGUCCUCCAGCGCUGGCAAGAAGCGCAAGCGUCACAUUGCCAUCGACGUGGAGACGGAACGGGCAAAGCUGCACGCCCUGCUCAACAGCUCAACAAUGGCACCAAAAGAUUGGGAGAGUGAAAUAGCCAACAUGGAGGCUUUGACAGGCACUGGCACUGGCUCUGGACGUGGACGAGGCGGAGGAUCCUCCUCGGCUGCCCUGAGUGGCAUGCAACCGCCGCCGGCGCAUCAGCAUACCUCGCUCUCGCGACAGCAAUCGUCCGGGCAAUUCAGCAAGCCCGCUGUGCCGGCAAUGAAGACGCCACCACCAUCCAUGGGGGCACCCAUGGAUUUGUCCUCAAGUCUACCCAAAAUGAACAUGACGGAAAUGCUCAAGUCCGCCUCCAGUGCGGGGGCCAUUGAUCUAAGUGAAGUGCAGGACUUUUCCAUGCCCUCGCGAAAGUCCAGUGUCCAUGCGGCCCUAAGCUCCGCCUUCCCCUCCUCGAUGGGUGGCAGCAAGAGCAAGCUGGAUGAUACGCUCAACAAGUUGAUGAAAAAGAAUAAUUGCACCAUUGAGGAGCCAGUGAUUGGCAAAGAGAAGAAGCGCAAGAAGCUGGAUGAGAUCGUUUUGGGUCUCUCGGCUGCCAAGGAGCAAAAGACCUUCCCGGAUCCAUCGUUGCCAUCCUCGAAGAAGCCCCAGAUUCCGCCGAGCGUCUCGGUGACGCCUGCCAAUAUGCAAUCUUCGUCCAGCCAGCAGCAGCAAUCGAACCAGAAACCCUUCACCAUCACUGUGACCACAGUGCCCGGAAAGUCCAAGGGCGGAUCAUCCGGAGGCGGCGGCGGCGGCGCAAGCUCCUCGGGCAGCAGCGGCGGCGGAGGCUUGAGCGCCCUGCAGAACAUGGCCAUGGGAGGACUGUCGUCGAAGGACAGCCUGAAUGCCUUGCUCGCACAGACAAUGGCCACCGAUCCGCAGACGUUCCUCAAGCAACAGCAGAAGAUGAUGCAAUUCCUGCCCCCUGCCCAGCGCAAGGCCUACGAGAACAUGCUCGCCGAAAUGGAGCAGGCGAUGAAGCUCAGCUCCAAGUACUCCAACUCCCCCCACGACACCAAGGUCAACAAAUGGCUCUCGGACAUGACCAGUCCACUGAGCGAUCAGUUAAGCAUUGACUAUGUCGGCGGUGGUGGUGGCGGCGGCGGUGGCAACAGCAGUGCUGGUGGCUCCUCCAACAGUCGCCGUUCCAAUCGAGGCGGCGGCGGCAGCUCCCAGCAAUCUGCAAGUGCGGCACAGCUCCAAAAGCAGCAGCAACAGCAGCAGCAGCAACAACAGCAGCAACAGCAGCAGCAGCAACAACAACAGCAGCAGCAACAGCAGCAGCAACAACAGCAGCAGCAGCAACAGCAGUCGAUGGCCGGGCCACAGAACCUCACGGGAGAGGAGCCAGUGCCAGUGAUAAACAAGCAAACGGGCAAGCGCCUGGGCGGCAACAAGGCGCCGCAACUGAAACGACUAAUGCAAUGGCUCACGGACAAUCCCAACUAUGAGGUGGAUCCCAAAUGGCUCGAACAAAUGCAGAAUCCCAUGUCUGCGCCCUCGCCAAAACCCAGCUCCAUGGACAGCUAUGGUUCGCCGGCUGUGAAGUCGCAUGGCGGUCGACCCUCUUCCAAUUCCAGCAACGCUUCUUCGUCGUCCCAUAACCAACAGCAGCAACAGCAGCAGCAGCAACAACAGCAACAGCAGCAGCAGAGUGCCGCUCAAUCGUCGGCUGGAAAUCAAUCGAGCCAAUCGAAGAAGUCGUCGCGUCAACAGUCGGCUGCGGCGGCUGCCUUGGAUCAGGCGGCGUUGCAGUUCAGCUCGCUGGCAGGGCUCAAUCCCAGUCUGUUGGCCAAUCUGCCGGGACUGGGCGGCUUCGAUCCGAAGAAUCCCCUGGCGGCCUUUGAUCCCAAGAAUCCGCUGCUGUCGAUGCCCUUCGGGGGCAUGCCUGGAAUGGCGAAUCUACCCGGAUUGGGCAAUCUGAACAACAUGAAUCUGUUUGCCAGUCUCGCGGGCAUGGGAGGAUUGGGAAAUCUGGCGGGCAUGGACGCCAAUUCGCUGGCUGCGCUCAUGGCUGCUGCUGGGCCAACCCUGGGGGGCCUCACAGGCACCUCGGGCGGGGGUUCCGGCAAGAGUCAGUCGCAGGUCGGUGGUGGCGGAGGCGGCAACUCCUCCUCGUCCAGCAAGAAGAAGCAACAGCAGCAGAGCGAGGCGGCGCAACUGGCGGCCGCGGCAGCAGCCGCUGCAGCAGUAAAUGCUGGCGGUGGUUCAUCCGGCGGCGGUGGAGGAGGACAAGGAGGCAAGAAUUCGGCAGCAUCGCAAGCAUCCCAAUUGGCCGCCGGCUUUCCGUUCCUCUUCCCCAACCCGUCGCUGCUGUACCCGCCCAUGGGACUGGGUGGCCUCAAUCCGUACUCCCUGGGAUCGAGUGGCCUCGGCUCGGCCUACGACCAGCUGGCCCAGCAGUACAACCUCCUCAACGGAGUGGCGGCCACCUCGUCGGCGGCCAACACCUCCUCGACGCAGUCCAAGUCGCACCAGUCGCAGUCCAAGUCGAGCAACUCGCGCAACUCCUCGGCUGCGGCGAAUGCCGCCGCCUCCAACUCGGCGGCCAAUCUGAUGAAUGCGAUGGCCAGCAUGAGCGGUGGCCAGAAUGUGGCCAGCACCGUGACGACACCGUCCAGCUCCAGUUCGGGACGCGGCAGGCAAUCGAGCAGCCGCAAUGCCCAGGCGACGCCCACCGCGGCGGACAUGGCCCAGUUGAGCAGCCUCCUGAUGCCUGGAGCGGAUCCCCAUCUGCUGGAGUCGCUCAGCCGGAUGAGCAGCAUGGAUCUGGCCCAGGCCACGCGUCUGAUGAGCUCCCUGGGGAUGCCACCGCUACCGACGCCCUCGAGCAGCGGCAGUUCGAGUGCCAGCAGCAAGCGGGCGGCCGCUGCCGCCGCGGCCAACGAAGCCAACGCCGCCAAUGCCGCAGCGCAGGCGGAGAAGAUGGCCGCCAAGGAGCAGCAGAAGUGGUUCGAGAGCCUUGCACGCGGAGCCCUGCCCACGGAUCUGGCCGCACUGCAGGCCUUCUCACAGGGCAAGAUGCCCUCCACGUCCUCAUCCUCGGGAGGGGGCAACUCGUCGUCCAGCAAGAGCUCCAAGUCCGCCUCGAAUGCAGCAGCAGCUGCAGCAGCGGCGGCGGCUGCGGCAGCCGCACAACUGCCACAGAUUCCGGGAAUGUCGAGCGACUUUUCGCAGGCAUUCCUCGCUGAGAUGGCCGCCCAGGCGAUGGCGGCGGCCGGUGGCUCCCUGCCAUUGAGUGGUCCCGGAUCGUUGGCCUCACUCGCGGGUUUGACUGGAGGAUCCCAGGGCAACAGCUCGUCCGGUGGCAACAGCAACUCCUCUGCAUCGAAGCGGCAGCGGGAGCAGGAUGCCUUCAAGCAACAGAUGGACUACUACACCAAGACCCUGGGUCUGGGAUCGGGGAUAUCGCUGAUACCUACGUCCUCGUCGGGCGGCAGCUCCAGCAGUUCGGCCAAUGCGGCGGCUGCUGCCUAUGCCGCUGCCCUCGACGCGGAGCAGCAACACCAUCAACAACAGCAGCAGCAACAACAACAGCAGCAACAGAAGUCGAAGCGAUCCCGCAGCGAGAUGCAUCACACGAAGGAGGAGCUGGCCAAUGCCGCCGCCGCCUUGGCUGCCGGACUGCCGCUGAAUCUGGGGGCCAGCAUGAGCAGCAUUGAGAAGAGCCUGAGGGCGGGCAGCAGCUCCAGCAGCAGCUCCACGCCAGCUCCCAUGUCCGUGGAGCAGGACAAGGUGACCCUGACGCCCCUAAACUCUGGCGGAGGAGGAUCCUCCUCAUCGAACGCGGCAGCUGCUGGCCUGGCGGCCAAUCUGCCGUCGCAGACUACCAUCACCAUAGCGCCGCCCAUCAGCAGUGGAGCCAGCACAAGCAGCGAGCGCUCCGAACGCUCAGAGUCCCGCAUAUCCCUGACCAUCACGAAUGCGGCGGAUGCCGCCAAGCUACCGCCACCCUACGAGGAGGCCGACGAGCUGAUCAUCCAGCCGAUACUCAAGAAGCCAGCGGCACCCGGAAGCAGUCACGGCGGCAGUAUCGAGGAUCUCGAUGCUGUUGGCAACACAUCGGCGGCCAACCUCAGUGGUUCAUCCUCAUCAUCGGCCGCCGCGGCUGCUGCAGCGGCCGCCGAGGAGAAUCGCCGGUCUUCCAAUCGCCUGAAGCGACCACGCUCUGGCAACGACCAGGCGGCCGCCAUGGAACAGCCGCCCGAGAAGCGGCGUGAACUACGGUCCACCCGGCAUACGCGCCAGUCGGCGGAUGCCGCUACACUGAACCUGUCGGCGGGCAGCGAAUCGGAGGACCGGAACGAAUGAGUAUUGCGGAGAUCUGAGCGAACGCGCUAGCAGGACGAAAGGGCCCCCGAAAGGGGGGCCAUUACUAGACGACAAAACCCCAAGGAGAGGAAGAAGAAAAUAAUAAUCACGAAGAAUAUAAAGAUAAAUGAUAAGAAGAUGGAAAAGCAGAAGCAGACCAGAACCGGAGCAAAAGCCGAAGCCGAAGCUGAAGCUGAAGAGAUAGCCGCCGCCUCGUCCGCUGAUCAAAAAGCUCGAUUGCGUCGCUCGCGCCGAAAAUUGAAUUCUAGGCUAUCUGUUACCACUAGACCCCUUAAGCUUAAAGUUGUGUAAAGUAUAAGGAAGCAUAUAUAUAUUAUAUAUAGAUCUAGAACGUAGGAGGAAUGAGCAACUGCUGUUGCAGUCGGAGGAAGACUGCUGGAGGAUCACUGCUGCUGCAACCUCUGGCUCUGCCCGGCAGUCGCGGACACUGCUGCAACCCCGCCCGCACUGAUGGCCAGAGCCAGAGCCUCAAAUAAAUGGAAUGGUGGCUGAGUUGCCAUGCGAUUCGCGGAUGUGCAAAUGGUUCCGCCGAUGAAGUGCUCCAACUGCUGCAAAAAUUGGAGCACCAAGCGGUGCUGUGAUCAUUACGUACGCGCCACGCAACAGAACAGCCACAGCCACAUUCCCAUUCACAUCUGAAUGAUUCCCCCGGCAGCAUAUGCGUAAAUAUCCAUAAAGUUACGAGUAUAUUAAAAAGCGCUUAUAAUUUAAUUGUAACGAGAAGCAGAGUGCUGCCGCAUGCUGCAUAAAGAUUAUCCGUUAUCCGUAAAUUAUUGCAACAAACACACGUAGCCGAUAAGCAGAGAAAGCAAAGCGAAAGCUGAAGUAAUGUUUAGAUCUUAGACCAGCGAUGCAGAUCAUAUCGAUCCACACACAACAAACACAUAAUAUGUAUGUAUAUCCAUAGAUCUAUACAGACUCCACACUUGGGUUUCUCGCAUUGCUGCGCUGUCCUCACACACAUGAAAGUUUAUACUAUAUAAUGAUGAUGAUAAUGAUGAUACCUGUAAAUAAUUUAUGAACCAAUCCCCCUAUGAAAUGGCUCUCGCAUUGCUUAACGUUUUUAAGAUUGUAAGACAGACACCGUGUAUUCUCAAACUGAAUCAUUUUCCAUAAUUCUUAACCCCCCCGCCCCAUAACUAUGUUGUAUUGUACCGCCCGCCCUCUCUGUACCGUCGUAUCUUUUGUCUCUUGUCCUGCGUGUAAUUUGUAUAAUUAUUAUUUAAAUUCGUGUAAUUAGUGAAAGGAAUCCAUGCCUAGAUUUUAAUUUUAUAUUUGUAAUUUGUAUGUUUUUUAUCGCAAUUUUGUGUGUCGUGUGUCUCCAAAAAGAUCCGACGCGAUCCCGAUCAUCCGAUCAGGCGCGUAACUAAAAACAAAAAGAUAUGAAAGAAGAAAGAAACUAGCAUGAACAAUGUUUAUUGAAAGAAAAAUAGAACUUUUUAAUUAAACCAAUUUUAAUGUAAUUGACGGAAAUGAGAAUGUGGUCAAAUCGUCACGAUACGCAUU